AGACGCGGUAUCGGCAGCUUUUUUAUAAAUUAUAAAUGAAUAAUAAUGGCUUCUACUAGUACUAAUCACGUAUACUACGAAGACAUUCCACCUGGUACUCUCAAUGAGGAGGAUUUUAUUUGCACCGAAAAAAUUGUGCCAAGAAAAAUAAAACCUCAAAAUAUUGUAGUUCGACUUAUGGAUAGAGAAAUUUACGGCUCCCGGCGACCAGGGGCACAUUUUCAUGUUGUCCGUGAAUACUAUCAAAAUGUUUUUCCAAAUUUGACCAUAGUCAAUGUUGAAAAGCCACCGUGCUUCCUAAGAAAAUUUAGUCCAGACGGGAAACAUUUCAUCGCGUUUUCUGCAGAUCAAAUGUCUCUAGAAAUAUAUGAGUAUCAGGGUGCAGCUGCUGCCGGAGACUUGGUUGCUGGUUAUCCUCUGGACUUGUUAAAUGCUGAUGCUGACGUUCAUUACAGGAUAAGAACGCACAUAUUUUAUAGGUUUUUUAAGCCAAAAUUCACAGUGAAUGUGUGCGUGCAAAGAGUGUUCGAGAGGCUACCGAACCACCCACCGAUGGAGCAACAACUGAACAGAGAGUGUAGCCUGUUCACAGAAGAUGGCCGCUAUGUGAUCAUUGGCUCGGCUGCUCAUAUCCCUGAUGACUUGAGACCUCACUUCUAUCAUAUACAUAGUAACAAUGAAGCAGUAACACCAACUAUAAGGUCUGCUUUGGAGGACUACUCCCUUCAUUUAGUAGAUUUACACCAUGGAAAGUUGUGUGACACCAAACAUUUUAGAAUAGACAAAAUCUAUUUAUCACACAAUCAAGGCAUUUAUCUGUACAAAGAAGUGUUGGCGGUGUUAUCAGUGCAACACCAGACUAUACACCUGUUUCAAAUUGUAGACGGAAUGCUGAUAGAAAUCAGGAAAAUCGGCAGGUUUUGUUACGAUGAUGAUCCUUUCCUAGUAAACUCAGUGUUUGCGCCACCAGCUAAUGAGAGGCCGUUCCAUGAGGAGACAAUAAACAGCCUAAAGCAUAGACUACUUGUGUUCUUGUUUAAAAGAGCCAAGUCCAUCAGCGAUGAGACAAAGGAUCCUCUCGAAUUAAGGAAGUUUUAUAAAUACUUUGACAUGUUUAAAAGCUUAAGGAUGUGGAAGAUGCAGUUGUUAGAUGAAGACCAUUUAUUUAUAAAAUACGCGAGCGAGGAAGUGGUCACACUGAGGGUGGCUGAACCAAAUAGUCAAUCAUCAUUUUUCGUCAUUUACAAUAUUAGUCAAAGUAAAAUACUGGAAGUGUAUGAGAACACAUCAGAGGGGCUGUUGCAAUUAUUUGAGAAUUAUUGUGACUGCUUUAGAAAUGCCAGACUCUGUGCAGAUUCACAGUUCACUUGUUCCCCUUCCAACAACUUGUAUGCUAGACUGACACAGCAGAGAUUUAAACAAACCAUAGUGAGAGCCAUCUACGGCGGCCGGACAGAAGCUACAAAAAGGAUACUAGCUCAACUACCAAUAAGUGCACAGUCUUAUAGUGGAUCUCCUUACCUAGACUUAGGAUUAUUUAGUUAUGAUGACAAAUGGGUAUCAGUUAUGGAAAGGCCUAAAGCUUAUGGAGAAUAUCCCAUCAGAUUUUACGCCCGCGACUCAGGCCUGCUCAAAUUCAAGAUCUACGCGGGUGUGUUGGGUCAGUCGGUGCCGGCGUCGGCGCGCCGCCUCGUCGCCUUCACGUUCCACCCCACCGAUCCCUUCGCCAUCUCCGUACAGCGCACCAACGCAGAGUACAUCGUCAACUUUCACAUCAGGAACGCUGUGUUGAGCUGACGUCCACUGUGCCCCCAUAGAGCGGCUCAACUGGCUGGUUUUACCCAUUGGCAUAGACUGGCAUAGGGACUGGCUUUACGGGCAAUAAUAAUUAGGCAUGAGAGGAGCCAGUACAGCGGUGUGAAAGCGCUACAGCGCGAUUGGCUGAUGAGUUCGCAUCACGCGCGCCAUUGGUUGACGAGUUCGCAUUACGCGCGCUAUUGGUCGCAACUAGUUGCGUCUGCACGAUUGGCUGGAAUUCGUGAGUAACAGCUGAGCUAGUACCAUUUUUAGUGCCCCAUUAGCCCGUCCUUAGAUAUUAUACGUCAAUGGUAUUAGAGCUAAUAGCUAGUUGGAUUGUGACAAUGUUUGUUGUGAGAUGUGUGGCAAUUGGCAGAAAACUUUAUCACUCACUUUUGAGUAUACAUAGUUCAUUUAGCGCGCUAAGAAUUUAGGAUAGUGAAUUUCUGUAUAAUACAUGUAUAUGCUUUAAUGUAGAAGUGAUAAUAAUGUUGAUUGUUAUAAUCCUGUAUAAUAUUUAAGAAUGACUAAUUUUACUAAACUAAUGGUAAGAAAUAUUUGUAUUAUAAAUGUUACAUUGUUCAGAACAAAAUGUAAGUAACCACUUUUGGAUUAUGCCUCUUGUUCAAAUCUUUCGGAAAACGGAAACGGUCCGAAAGUAAAAAAAAAACUUUUCAAGAAAUAUGUUAUAACCUA
This is a messenger RNA of Cydia fagiglandana, 2493 nucleotides long. RefSeq names its product DET1 homolog (gene abo). The coding region runs from base 46 to 1797 and encodes 583 amino acids. Gene Ontology annotation, biological process: positive regulation of proteasomal ubiquitin-dependent protein catabolic process; protein ubiquitination. The record is from RefSeq and is a predicted model, not a curated record. Gene Ontology annotation, molecular function: ubiquitin-like ligase-substrate adaptor activity; ubiquitin protein ligase binding. Lineage: Eukaryota; Metazoa; Arthropoda; Insecta; Lepidoptera; Tortricidae. The transcript is spliced from 5 exons. Gene Ontology annotation, cellular component: cullin-RING ubiquitin ligase complex; nucleus.